This is a messenger RNA of Colletotrichum destructivum, 2497 nucleotides long. RefSeq names its product Putative TATA-box binding protein. Gene Ontology annotation, molecular function: RNA polymerase II general transcription initiation factor activity; DNA binding. Bases 805 to 1671 code for a protein of 288 amino acids. The record is from RefSeq and is a predicted model, not a curated record. Gene Ontology annotation, biological process: DNA-templated transcription initiation. Lineage: Eukaryota; Fungi; Ascomycota; Sordariomycetes; Glomerellales; Glomerellaceae. The transcript is spliced from 5 exons.
GCUCCGACCGACGGCCUUACGUAGUCAUCCACUCACGUUCGGCCUUUCUAAUUUUCCUUCUCCACCCCCACUCAACCCAGCCCAAGACCUCCAAUCACGAUCUUGUAUCGUCAUCAUCGCAACGUCGCCUCACCUACAUCUCCCCAAGAACACGACAUCUCCCUCGCAAUUCCUUGGGAUCAAUAAAUCGCUGUCGCGACUUUAUUUCCCAGUCUCGAGGUCGAUCUUUCUCUACCUUCACCUCCAACUAACGACGGAACUUGUCAUCCCUUCAGGGCACCUGGUGUAAUCGCUUCUUAAUUGAAAGUGUCACCGGACACCCCCACCCUGAACGAACAAAAGAUAGGACUGGAAUACGUUCCUUUCAAGACAUCCCUUCGUUACACAUCUCGCGCGAUCCCUUCCGACGACAACCAGGUCGAGAACGAGUCGCUGCGCCUCUGUAGACAUCGCGCAACUUCGUCGACGAAUAGAGACACUUAGUGCACUGAACGUGACGAGGUAUUACGAGACGUCGAGUUUAAUUGGUGGUAUCUGGGUCUUUCGCGACAUUAUCGAAGCGACGCCUACGACACCCGCGACCUACUCGUCCGCCCAUCUCACUUGAUUAUCUGCAUCGCAUUUUCGCGGCUCCUGUAAGCUCUCGGCUUCGAUCGCAUAUCCAUUGCGUCGCAAAAUCCCGCGCGCACAUACACCUACCUGUCGAACAGACAUUGUAGGGGAGACAUUCACUUGUUCAUCUCCCACAUCUGAUCUGUUGUCUGUACUGCUCAUACGGUUUCUGAUUACCCAUCAACCGCAAACAUGGAGGCAAUUCAGACCCAUCCUACCAGCGCUGCGCAGGCCAAGGCUUUCACCGCACCUGGAUCUCUCUCCUUCCCUGGUGGCGCCCAUGAGCUUCCUCCUGCCCCUGUUGUUAACGGCGAGAAGGUGCCAGUCAAUGGACAGGCGCCCGUCGCAAACGGCCAGCAAGGCGCAAACGGUACCGGGGUGACUCCCGCGACACCCGCUGCGACGCCCGCCGCCACGCAAGGUGGCAGCGGCCUGACUCCUACGUUGCAGAAUAUCGUUGCCACGGUCAACCUCGAUUGCCGCUUGGACCUCAAGACGAUUGCCCUGCACGCGAGAAACGCAGAGUACAACCCCAAGCGUUUCGCUGCUGUCAUCAUGCGUAUUCGCGAGCCCAAGACCACGGCUCUAAUCUUCGCCUCUGGCAAGAUGGUUGUCACUGGUGCCAAGUCCGAGGAUGACUCGAAGCUUGCCUCGCGAAAGUACGCCCGCAUCAUUCAGAAACUGGGAUUCAACGCCAAGUUCACGGAUUUCAAGAUCCAGAAUAUCGUCGGCUCCUGCGAUAUCAAAUUCCCCAUCCGCUUGGAGGGGUUGGCCUCGCGCCAUCACAACUUCAGCUCCUACGAGCCCGAGCUGUUCCCUGGUCUUAUCUACCGCAUGAUCAAGCCGAAGAUUGUGCUUCUCAUCUUCGUCAGUGGCAAGAUCGUCCUCACCGGUGCCAAGGUUCGCGAGGAGAUUUACCAAGCCUUCGAGAUGAUCUACCCUGUGCUUCAGGGUCAAUUUCCGCAAAGUAUAAAAGUACUGAGCCAAGGGCAAGAUCAUCGACCUAUGUCGAUGUACCACCACCAAUACAACACCAACAUCGCCGACUUGUACGACUAGACACCUUUCUUCACGAUACCACGACUGUUUACCCCCGCACAUCAUACAAAAAAAAAUCGAGCGUUCGUCACCUGGCAAUUUUGCCACCACCCUGGUUUCAUUCGACGCCCGUUUGUGUUUCUUUGAUUUUUUUUCCCUGCUGCAUUGCAAUGGCGUUGGCAAAGGAGGUCAAACCUGGAUCGGAGGCUCUCGGUCAGGUGGUUGAUUCAAACGAAAAGAACAAGAUUUCUCAUACCGCAGCACUACAUAGAUUGCUUGUGGCAUCGUCGACGGCAGAUGCGCAGGUCGACUUUGCCGUUCUUUAAUGGAAGCGACUUAGAUGCAUGGGGGUCUGUGAACGAAGGGAUAGGAGGUGGUAACAGAAACCACAAGGCAUGAGAGAGAUCGGGGAUGGAGUUGGUGUUGCCUUCAGGACAGUGGGUUUGAAGGAACCAAGAGGGCUGGGUGGGGAAAGUUGUGAGCAUAGGAGAGAAAACAGGUUCGCGAAGUCAAGUCACCUAGCUUUUCCUACCCCAGGUGACUAGACGGAUCACUCCAGUCUUACUCUGCCUUUUAGUCUGCGGGUUUGAUGCGAGCUGAUAUGAGUGGGCGUUGCUUUUUAGUACAAUGCCACAACCUGUUUCUAUGAUCAUGAAAUCUACCUGGUCUCCUUUGUGUGUGUCUGUCGAUGUGCACCAUGCCUUGACUGUGUUUGUGGCACCCUUGUCAUGCUUGUCUGUAUACUGCUCCUGUGUAGGUAAGUUGUACAAAACAUCCCACAUAUAACCCGUUAUCUACAUUUUUAUGUAUACGACAUGCGUGUAUAUCAAUACCUACACCAUCCCUU